AUGAUUCGCGAGGAGUUACCUGGGUUUGAGGAAUGUUUAAAGUAUAGUAUAUUGGGGAAACGUAGUUUCCUAACGUUUGUAAGAAACGAUUUCAUUGCUGAUAAAGUUGAAAGAGAGAAUCUUGAACAAGCUACAGUUGCCCCACAAUUCCUAGUUGAAAGAGCAGUGGGUCAUUUGUUACAUGGAUUAAGAUAUAAAUGUACGAUUUUGAACGAGAUCUCAUUGUCGUACUUAAGUUUAGGAGAUGAGCACGAGUCAGAUAUUCGAUAUGAUAUACGAAUCAUCCCGGAUUUGAAUGCGUUGACUAAUGAGGAACAGAUCUUGCUGGCAAAACAUAUGGUGGUCGAUUUUACAAUAACUGAACCUCUGAAUGACUUGACGAUGGACCAACCAGUUCAAAUAUUUAUUGGGAUCGUACCAUGGUCUGUGGAUACACCUGAACAAUUAGAUGGCAAUGUCACGAAACCACACAAGACUGUAUUGAAACCUAGUAUUACAGUCAUGGAUUGGUUAAAACAUAAAUUCUGGAUCGCUGGAUCGAUGCCUGAUGAGAGUCUUAACUUGGAACAUCGUAACAUACCAGGAACUACUGUUUCGAACGACAAUACUGCUACUACUGAUGAUGAUGAUGACGACGACGACGAAGAUGCCGAUAUACCUGAGACGAUAGAGAGUAUACAAAUCAAAAAUGACUUUUCAGAGGUUCAUAUCGAGCCAUCUGUACGACGUUAUAUCCUUGACAUCAUGAUACAUUUACGUAUGCACCGGUUGGCGUAUCAUAGUAAAGGUGGUGGUAUAAUCAGAGAUGCUUUAGAUAGUAUGAUCCUCUUAUGCAAAUUGUACAGUUACGAUCAAGGUAAGAAUUAUGUGACACCAAAUGUUGUGAAACAAAUGAGUUUCAUAUAUUUCCCCAUGCAUUUGGUAUUAAUUAAUAGUGCGAGACGAGACCCCAGUCGAUUAUAUGGUAGUGAUUAUAAAUUAAUUCAAGAAUUUUUAGAUAAUGUAUCAAAAGUGAAGAUGGAAAUGUCAGCAAAAUUAGAUAAUCCAUUAUUUUUGGAAUAUCUAGUUGUAGAGAAUACGAUAAACAAGAUUGUUCCGGCCAUUUAA
Molecule: messenger RNA, 1107 nt
Organism: Maudiozyma barnettii
Lineage: Eukaryota; Fungi; Ascomycota; Saccharomycetes; Saccharomycetales; Saccharomycetaceae
Gene: MTC2
Product: Mtc2p
Exons: 1
Coding region: 1-1107 (368 amino acids)
Source: RefSeq, a predicted model, not a curated record